Didymodactylos carnosus is the source of this 543-nucleotide messenger RNA. Lineage: Eukaryota; Metazoa; Rotifera; Eurotatoria; Philodinida; Philodinidae. The record is from the annotation of a GenBank genome assembly.
AUGCGUUUAAUUCUAAUUGCCUGGUGUAUAAUGGUAUUUUGUAUUGAUCUUGCCAUAACAGCGGAUACUAUUUGUCCUAGAGUAUGGCCUGCCUAUCAAGCACUUUCGAGUAUUGUUAAUAUUACAUUUAUUCCAUAUGGUAAUGCCAAGGAACUCUUUAGACCUGAAACUGGAUUAUGGCAAUUUUAUUGUCAACAUGGUUCUGAUGAAUGCUUAGGUAAUAUUAUUCAUCCAUUUAUCUAUUGUACCGAAUCGAACAGAGGUGAUGUUGAACAAAUUGCUAAGGAGUGUGCUUUGAAAUCCAGCAUAGAUUAUGAUAAAAUCUCAACAUGCACGAAAAGUAAACUUGGUAACGACCUUCAACAUCAGUAUGCACUGAUGACCGACGCAUUACAACCACAACAUACUUUCGUUCCUUGGGUCACAUUGAACAAUGAGCAUACGGCAAAAAUUCAAGAACAAGCAGAAGAUAACCUUAUAGGAUUGUUAUGUGAUACUUAUAAGGGUUCAAAUAUUCCUGAUGCAUGCAAGAAAAGUAAUUAG